AUGGCGCUGAUUGUGGAUGGCCCUUCAUUAGACAACAACAUGGACACAUCAAAUUUUGCUCACGUCCUCUUCCAGAAUGUAGGCAAGAGUUACCUGCCUCAUGCUGCCCUGGAGUGUCAUUAUACUCUCACACAGUUCAUCAAACCACACCCAAAGGACUGGGUUGGAAUCUUCAAGGUCGGUUGGAGCACAGCAAGGGACUAUUACACAUUCUUGUGGUCCCCUCUCCCUGAGAAUUAUGUGGAUGGUACUGCAGUCAACAGAACAGUGGUCUUUCAGGGUUACUAUGUGCCCAAUGAUGACGGCGAGUUCUACCAGUUCUGUUAUGUGACCCACAAAGGGGAGAUUCGUGGUGCCAGCACACCCUUCCUGUUCCGUGCCAAUAGCCCUUCAGAGGAAGAGCUGCUGACUGUGGAGGAUGAGUGCAACUCUGACAUCCUGGUGGUCACCACCAAGGCUGGCUUUCUUGAGCAAAAAGUGGAGGAAGCACAGCGAGUGAAAGAUGAGCUGGUAAAGAAGGUGGCUGUGUUACAGCAGGAAAUGGCCCAGCUGGAAUCAACCAAGGAAAGCCUGGAGAACGCGUGCAAACAAGAGGAGGAGAACUGCGCCCUGUUGAAAAUGCAGAAUCAGGAGCUUCAGAGUUCUUCAAGGGUCUUGCAAGAGGAAAAGGAGGAAGUCAAGAGUAGGUUGGAGGAGGCCACAUCCAAGGUGUUACAGCUGGAGGCAGACCUUAUUGGUGUUACCCAGAGAGGCUUACUUAAGGAAACUGAGCUGGACUUCCUGAAGGACAGAAUGAAAAAACUCACAAUCGAAAAAGAAACUCUUGAGUCUCAAGUGAACAACGAGAAAGAUGAGAAAGAACUUUACAAGAUUCACCUGAAAAACCGUGAGUUGGACAACACUAGGCUGAAUGCAGAGCUGCAAAUGAUGAAGUCAGUGGACGUUAACAAAGAGAACACCAUCGCUCAGUUCAAAGACGAAGUGGGCCGCCUGCAGCUGUGCCUUACGGAGAAGGAGCAGCAGUACAAAGAGAUCUUGGCCAAAGUUUCCCCCUUGGGAGAUUUAAAAGCCCUGAAGGAGCAACUGCGUCAGAAAGAGGAGCAGCUCCAGGCCAACCAGCAGCAGUCGACCAUGCUGGCCGCUGAGCUGAGGGAUGCAUCGAGCACCCGCGACCGCACAAUGUCCGAACUAUACCACAUGAAGGUGGAGGCCGAUAUCCUGCGACAGGCAAAAGCUGAGGCGCAGGCUAACUGUAGCCGUCUGGAGAACCUGGUGGAGCAGAUGAAGGCAGAAGCCAAGCAGGAGGCUGCCAAAGCGGAGGAAGCCUUUACGGACCCUGCUCUUGUGGCAGAGCUGCAGAGAGAGGUGGAGGACCUUAAGCUGCGUCUGCACAUGGCUGCUGAGCACUACAAGGAAAAAUACAAGGAAUGUACUCGACUGCAAAAACAAGUGCUCAAACUGUGUGAGCAGCAAGGGGAGCUUAAGAGAAACUCUGCACAAGACCUGACAACAGUACCUGCUUCAGCGAGUCCAGACACAUCUGUUCCAGGUAGUCUUGGUUCUGCAGAUCCUAUGUUGGAGGCCAUUAUCCAGGAGAAGCUCAAAGAGGGUUCUGACAGACAGUCCAAAUACAGGAAAUACAAGCAGUUGUUGAUGGAGGAAAAGGAACGUAGCGGCAUGCACGAUGAGCUUGCCAAGAUGGUGUUAAAAAUGAAAGAGCAGCAGAAGAUUAGUGAGAAUCUGAAGCUGCAACUGGCGUCAGGGGAAGACCGUUAUAUGAGCCAGGUAGCAGAGAAGGGGCGGGAGCUGAUAGAAGUCAGGGAAAAACAGGAGGAGAUCCAGAAAAGCAACAAAAAGACAGAGCAGGUCACGGGUGGGAAAAGCGCUGCGGAGAAUAGUCAUUUCAGGCUUCCUCCAUUCAAUCCGCAGUACCAGAUGCCAUACACCCAGGAUACUCCCAACGCUCUGUUGGUCUCUCAGAGCCCCACUAAGCUGCAGUUUGGAAACCCAUACACUUCAGUGUCUGACUCUAAAGGUCAGUGCAACGAGGAUGAUGACGAGGUGUCGGACGAGCAGCUGCUUUGCCUCCCCCCGAUGGGCCCGCCCUCCUGGGACAGCAACGUGGUGUGCAUCCAGCCCACCCGCAACCAGGCCCGACCCGACGGCCGUGAGGAGUCUGAUGAGAAGCAGAGCAACACCAACAACAACAAUGUUAAUACCAAUGAGAAGCCUGCCACAACAGAACCCCCCAACCCAUUUGUGAAUGAUGGCCAAACUCCGUAUUGCUUUGAUCCCAGCAUGGACAUGAAGCGUUGCCCGCUGUGUGAGGUCAUCUUCCCGCCCAACUACGAUCAGUCCAAGUUUGAGGAGCACGUGGAGAGCCACUGGAAGAUCUGCCCCAUGUGCAGUGAGCAGUUCCCACUGGACUGUGACCAGAAGGUGUUUGAGAAUCACGUGCUCACCCACUUCGAUGGGAACCCGCUCGAAUUUGACUAG
This is a messenger RNA of Nerophis lumbriciformis (worm pipefish), 2496 nucleotides long. The record is from RefSeq and is a predicted model, not a curated record. Lineage: Eukaryota; Metazoa; Chordata; Actinopteri; Syngnathiformes; Syngnathidae.